AAGUUCUUGCCUUGAUCAACAGCUUCACAUUCGCGUUUUCCCCAUUCUGUUCUGUGGAUCUUUCGUGCUCACAGAACAGUUUUUCCGAAAUAACAAUAUUAAUAUACUGUUAAAUUACAUAGCCUACACUGAAAACGAAUUAACGAAGCAAAAACCACGAUGGAAAGCCAACUAGCUGUAAAUAAAUAUCAAACGUAGCCUUUCCGUGAAUGGAGAGUAGCCUACAGAAAGGUCGUUGUUUUGCUGUCUAGCCGAGUCUGCGAGAGAAUGAUGGAUGCGUCCACCGUCUUAAAGAUGUUUUCCUUUGCGAGGUCCUGAUGGACCACAUUCGGUAUGCAAACUGGGUAUCGUUAUCUUUCGUUCGGAAAAUAUACAAUUGGAUUGAAAUCCCCACCAGAAGUCAUUUGCAGAACUGUUUUGCUAUUGGCUACUGUUAACUGGGAAUUGGAUCACAACUACAAAGUGCUACCUUGUUAGAUGCCUUCCAACAUUUACCAGAUCUUCGCAACGACGUCUACCAGGAGGGGAGAUGUGGUGAAGAUCUAGAGUCUAUUGUGCACGACUCGCUAACUGUGACCAGGAGUCUGCAGCAAUGGGAGACAUGGUUUCAUCGUGCUGGGGUUGAUGGCUCGAGUUUCUUGGACACAGACUACACCAGUCCUAGAAGUUUUGGAAGUGUUGCUUGGUCAAGACUAUUGGGAAAAUGGCUUUGGUCAAAGAAGAGUCUCAGGAAUAUGAAUUGAACCAAAUUUUGUUAAACCAACAAAAAUGGGAAUUGAAACCAAUUGGCAAAGUCAAACAGGAGGCUCACAAGCCUGUGCCCCUGGAUGAGGGUGACUUUGAAGAUGGUUUCCAUCUAAAGAUAAUUACGUUGCAGGAAGCGAAAAAGGAGGAGGUGGGUGAUUGGGACCCUGAUGCCUUUGAAACUUCUGUGGAAUUAAAUACAAACGCUCGUGAUGUUAAUCAAGGACUCAGUUCGGAAGGGAGACUGAAUGAGUCUUGUGACAAUGGGCCAAGUUCCCUGGCAGCUGGGGAAAAUCUUGCUCAUUCACCCAUUCCCACAGGAGAAAACCCAUACCAGUGUUCGCAGUAUGGGGAAAGUGUCUUCAAAUAUGAUUCCCUGAAAACUCACACAACACAGGGAGACUGUGUAAAGCUGAAUGGAAAGAAAUAUUGUUGCUCACACUGUGGGAAGACCUUUGGCACCUUAAUACAUUUUAUUGUGCACCAGCAAAUUCACAGAGGAGAUGGGAGAGAGCGGCCAUUUCAUUGCUCUCAGUGUGGAAAAAGUUUCUACCGGGAGAAGGGUCUGAAGACACAUCAACAGAGACACAAAGGAGAGAGACCAUACCGUUGCUCUAAAUGUGGGAAGUUGUUCAAUGUUAAGUCACUUUUGUUGAGUCAUCAGCGUAGUCACACAAGAGAGAGACUAUACCACUGCUCCAAGUGUGCUCGAAGUUUUGCUUCUAAAACAAAUUUUGAAAGACACAUGCAAAUGUACUUAAAGGAGAUACUGUAUAGUUGUUCACAGUGUAAAAAAAACUUCUCAACAGAAUGCAGCUUGAACAGACACAAGAAAACACAUAUCAGGAAGGAAACUAACAGUUAUGUUAAACAAUUAGCAACAAAAGAAAAAAUAUACAGUUGUUCCCACUGUUCCAGGACAUUUACAGUAUUGACACAUUACAUUGUUCACCAGCAAAUUCACAGAGGCGAGGGGACUGGAGAAAGACCAUUUUGCUGUAAGCAGUGUGGGAAAAGAUUCUACAGGGAGCAUGGACUGAAAUUGCAUGAGGAAAGUCACAGGAAUGAGAAGAUACAAUGUUGUUCUGAGUGUGGGAAGUCUUUCAGAACAGAAUCGGUUCUGAUUAGUCACAAAUGUGCUUGCAUAAAGAAAAGACAUUACUGCUCCAAAUGUGGGAGAAGUUUUUCCUUAAAAAGUACUUUUGAAAGUCACAUGCAGAUGCACUCUGGACAGAAAAAAUACAAUGUCUCUCCAAGUGUGAAAAGCCAGCCAGCAGAGCACUCUCACAGCAGACACAAGGAAACACACACCGGAAAGGUACAAGUUCUCGGUUUUCAACAAGCAGCUCCAAAAACUAAGUCAUACAGCUGUUCCCAUUGUGGCAGAACCUUUACCACACUAACAAAUUAUAUUGUGCACCAGCAAAUUCACAGAGGUGAAGGAAGAGAAGAGAGGCCAUUUUGCUGCUCUCAAUGUGGGAAACGCUUCUACAGAGAAGACAGUCUGAAAAAACACCACCAGAUUCACACUGGAGGGAGAUCACACCAAUGCUCUCAAUGUGGGAAGUCAUUUCGAACAAAGUCAGUUCUGCUGAGCCAUCAGAAUAUACAUGAAAGGCAAAAACUAGACCAUCACCUCACGCAUGGUGGGGGAUUUGCCUCAGAAAGCUAUUCUGAUCAGCAUAUCCAUAUGCAGUCCAGUGAGAGAUUACACAAUUGCUCCUGGUGCAGGGAAAUGUUUCCCACAGAAUAUUUUCUCAAAAGACACAAGCAGUCACACUGCAAGAAAAGAUCUCUUUCGUAUUUUAAACAAACGCAGACAAAAAAAUAUUGUUGUUCCAACUGUGGUAAGGUAUUUACAACAUUAACUAAUUUUGUUGUACACCAGCAAAUCCACAGAACACAGGGGAGAGCGGAGAGACCAGUUUAUUUCUCCCAGAGUGGGAAAUGUUUCUACAGAGAGAACGGUCUGAAGUCACACCAGCAAACUCUCACUGGAGAAAGUUCCCCUGAAAAUGACAGAAGUUUAAAUACCAAAACACAUUUUGGCAAACGGACGAAUGAGGGAUUAAGAUCAUACCAUUGUUCAUACUGUGAGAAGACUUUUACAACCAGCUCAGUUCUAAAACAACACCAGCAAAUUCACAUCAGGGAAGGAACUGGAUGUGAUGAACAUCUUCAAAAUGCCACUAGAGAAACCUCCUUAGGUGACAGCUGCUUAGCAAAUGAUAAUUCUGCAUCAACAAAAAACUCAGGAGGAGGGAAGAUAGUAUUGGGUGAGAAUGGAAAGAGAGAGAGACAGAACACCAUCCAUUUUGAAACUCUACCUAAAUUUGGAGUGGAUGACUGCAGCAUUGAGCACAGGGUUCAUUUAGAGCGUUUCAGUGACUUGCAGAAUACAGAAACCCGUGAUGACACGUCAGAGAGACCUCAUAUUGGAUUUGAUGUCAUACCUCUGUUUUAUCCUGAGGUCUGCCAUACAGUGGAAAGCACCAGAUCCACCUCAGCGGUUAAAACUGGAGCUGUCGAGGCUGGAGAAAUGUUGAAUAUACACAACACAGGGACCAGUUUUGAAAGUAGGGAGAGGCCGAGGAACUCUGUGGAAAUAACUUCUGUCCCAAGCAAUGAAGAAACAUUGGAAUGUGAUUUGAAACCAGAAGUAAAACAUUGUAAAUGGAGAACAGUAUCGGUGAAUGAAAUGAGGCAGGAGAACAAUGAAUACGUGCAACUGAAAGACAGUCAUGUAGCGGAGGAUCGCCAGUCACUACAAGACACACAGGAGGAAAUGAAAAAGGAAGAGGGCGAGGACAAACAAGGCUUUGCUGUCAAAACAGAAUUUUCUGCCCCAGAAUUAAAUGAGAAUAUUGUCUAUUUUAACCAACACACCCAGAACCAUUCUUAUGGAACCAGUCAUAUGGAGAACUUCACCACACAAGGUGUUACAUUCCAUCAGAACAAUCAAACAGAAGAAACGUACCCUUGUUUUCCAUGGGCAAACAACAUAGAGAAGGACCUGGAAGCACACCUGCAAAGUUCUACAGGGAGAAAAAGCUCUUUUCAACAAAUCCCUUCCGGAAACAAAAUGUACUGUUGUUCCCACUGCGGGAAGAGGUUUAAUACAUCAGUGAAAUACGUUGUUCAUCUGCAGAUUCAUAGACGAGACGGGAAAGAAGAAAGGCCAUUCAGCUGUCCCCAGUGUGGGAAGAGUUUCUACAGAGAGGAGGGUCUGAAAACACACCAGCAGAGUCACACAGGAGAACGAGCAGGUGGAGGUCCUCAGACCGGGAGGCUUGCUGGAACAUCAGGUCUGACCGGCCACCAGCAGAAUGACACAGCUGAGAAACUGCAACGCUGCCCCCAGGGUGACCAAAGCUUUACCUGUCAGAGGCCAUUUUGGGCGCACCAACAACUUCACGCUGACAAAAGCUUUAACUCGUACUGUGGGGAGAUGUUAACUGACUCUGGUCUGAAACAACGGCAGGAAAUGAACACUGGUGUGACGAAUGGCUUCAUCCCCAGUGCCUCGAAUGGACAGCCCUUAGGAGAGAUGCUCACAGGACACACCCUGAAUGGCUCUACUCUUAGACCUAGAGCCUCAGAGUAUCCUGUGUGUACAGAGUCCUUUUCAGGUGCCACAAAUGCAAACGUGCAGAUGAUUCGCAACACAAAGAGUAUGUUUGAGAGUGAAGAGAAACCUAUAAGAUCUGUAAAAAUGCCACCACAAGAAUGUAUCUUGGCACCAAAGAUGGAACACCAUUGUGACUGGGAAUUAGAAUCAAAGGAUCAAAUGAAAGAGGAGGAUAAUGGACACAUUCCUAUUGCUGAUUGUAUGGAAGAUAUCCCCCUACUGAAAAUAAUUACUUUGGAUGAAGUGAAAAUGGAGGAUGGGGGUGAAAGUUUAAUUCUUCAGUCAUCUACAGACUUAAAUAGCACCCCUAAUUAUGUCAAUCUCAGAACUCCGACAGUGGACAGAUAUAAUGGCUCCUUCCCCUGUGCCACAACUUCAACUGCAGAAAGCGUAGCUCCACAUAGGCCAGUGUACACGAUGCUCCAACACUUGCAUUGUGGGAAAAGCUUAAUUGCAGAGGAUAACCUCAGAAUACACCAGCAAACUCACAUGAGCGAGAGCUGCCAGUUUCAGCAAAUCCCUUCAGUUGAUAAGUCAUAUUCAUGUGCACGCUGUGGGAAGAGCUUCGCGACUUUAACAAAUUAUUUUGUGCACCUGCAAAUUCACAGAGGAGAGAGACCAUUUAGUUGCUCUCAAUGUGGUAAAAGCUAUUACAAGGAGGAGAGUCUGAAAACACACCAGCAAAAUCACAUUGGAGGGAAACACUGAUGUAGUAUUCUAAUAGACUAUAAUUAUGGGCUGUAUGAUUGUUACUGUUAUUGGCUGUAGAUUUUAUUACAUCAAUGUUGUCCUGUCCAGUGGGUUUGCUUUUAGGGCCUGGAAAUAAGUGGGGUUGUGAUUAACUAAAGCAUUUGUGUUACUGGGUAAACCCUAAACAUUUUCUCUAUAAAUUAAUUUUCACUGCAUUCAUUACAAUUACUUUGCAAACACUCUUAUACGUGUAGUACAAACAUUUACAUUUCAGACUUUGGACAGAGCGAUGUACACAUUCUGGGAUUUGUUUUUAAAGCUUUGACAGUUGUAUAUUCAUGGUUUAAUGUUUUGACACAUUUGAUGAUUGUAAAUUUACAUGUGUUCUGAGUAAGUUUUUAAGGCAUUGACAGUUGCACACUCAUAGAAGCAUUUAAGUACCCUACUCAAGGGUACAACGGUAGUGCCUCAGCUGGGAGCCAUACCCACAUCAUGGCUACAAGACUGCUUCUCUACCCUUUACACCACACACUAUAUAUAUAUAAAUUAUAAUGAAUGGAACUGGUUAAAGUGUUCAUUUUUACUUUUCCCAUCAUUUCAAAUCUGUAUGGCUUGAUAAAAUAUAUAGGGGAGAUCAUGUGUUAAUUUGCAUAUAUUGUUCUUUUUCAACUUUAAAGUAUUUGUACAUUG
Messenger RNA from Anguilla anguilla (European eel), 5752 nucleotides. Its product is annotated as zinc finger protein 850-like. The transcript has 5 exons. Bases 704 to 5080 code for a protein of 1458 amino acids. Lineage: Eukaryota; Metazoa; Chordata; Actinopteri; Anguilliformes; Anguillidae. The record is from RefSeq and is a predicted model, not a curated record.